Messenger RNA from Sclerotinia borealis F-4128, 6423 nucleotides. The record is from the annotation of a GenBank genome assembly. NCBI's taxonomy places the organism in Eukaryota, Fungi, Ascomycota, Leotiomycetes, Helotiales, Sclerotiniaceae.
AUGGCAGAGGGAGGAAAGCGUAGGAGAUCGCGACCAUCGAAUUGGUGGGAGGUGCAGGAUAAUGAAGAUGGAAAUGAGAAUGGAAUUGAAAAUGGAAUUGGCCAGGUGGAUGGCAGGAGUCAGAUUCCGGCACAUUCACAAUCACAAUCACAAUCACAAUCACAAAAUCAAUGUCAAAGUCAAAGGUCAAAUACGAAUACAAAUAUAAUCGGUGUGGGAAAUACAAAGGAGGCGAGGCCUUGGAUACCAACCGGCACGGGUAUACCGAGUGAGAAGGAGAAGAAGAGGAGCGGAAGACCAUCUUUGGCUUCGGGUUCUACGACUGCGAAACAAAAUGGGGGAAAUGAUAAUAAUAUUGAGAGGGAAGCUGAAGCUGAGGUUUCGAAAGCAAAGACCGAGAUGAAGGGAAGAAGGAACAAUACACAUACCAGGAGAGGAAUAUUGAGUGGGAGCAGACAUAACGAUAUCAUUGAGAUGGAGACAGUGACGGCGGUUAGUUCUUUGGCACCUAAGAAGAGAGGUAGACCUGCUGUAGGAGUUGUCACCCAUGCAGGGCAAAACGCGGCAAACGAAGCGCCAGUGACGGCAAGACCAAAUGCCAAAGGUACAAGAAGAGCGAAGGCAGGUGAUACUAUUGAUAAAGAAAACGAGGUAUUGUCUUCUACAAACAAUCAAGAGAAAAGGACGAAGGACAAAACCCGGGACCGCAUUGAGCCGGAAAAAGGCGAGUCCUCGCGAUCAAAGAGGCACGAUCAGGCAGGGUCUAAAAGUUCGGCACUAGGUCGUACAAUGAAGAAGGCUGUACAAAACAUCGAAGAAGCAUCCGAGAAGCAUUCGAAGCCAAAGAAGCGUGUCAGAAUAUCAGAUGUACCACAGGUUGUCGAACCAGAUCCUGGACAAUCCAAAGUUAAGAAAUCCCAACCGUCGGAUAGCUCUGAGUCCACAAGAAAGCGGAAGGAUUCGAAUCCUGACGACCAGCAAUCACAACCACAAAACAAACGUCGCCGUAUGCAUGAUUUGGAAGAUGAUCGAACCCAGACGGAACAGUCAAACCCGCCUUCGUACCGACAUAUAGCAGCAGUUACUCGCCGUGUAUCUCAUGAGACUAUCAACACGAAAUGGGAGCCAUUACCAUCAGGAUGCUUGGAUAAAAUUUCGGAAUUAUUGAUUGAUGUGCAAAGACCAGUUGUCUUGCAGAUUCACGAUGAACGCAAGAAGACUCAAGCCAGUACAGCUAUACAAAUGAUAGGCCGUCGGCUUUUGAACAGGAUUCGCAAGGGUAUGUCAUUUCCUAAAGGUACAAGAACUAAUCGGGAGGAUGAUUUUGAUUUUGAGAAGAUACUGGACUACAAUCGAGUUUUGGAAGCUCAACUUACACCGGUUUUGCAUUCAAAUGAUCUUUUGGAAUCCGAAUUGAGGACAGAGGAGAUAUUACUCGAGAAUGAGGAGAAGUACCUUGCGGAAUUGGAGGCAAACGCAAAGGAUGAAGCAACGAGUAGAAGGCAAGCCGCUCGCAAGGCUCAUACAUUGCUUCAAUUCGAGGUUGACAGCACUCAAAAGGAAAUCAAUGACAAUAUUGGCAUUGAUGAGGACGCAGUCACCUCUUCGAUAACUCUCAAUACGUCAAAAUACCAGGAUCUUGAAGGUAUUGUCAAAAGCAUCAAUGGUCACGUGGACAGUAUCAAAGGCAAUUUACAACAGAUUGAAGGAAUUUCUGAAGCUAUGGCCAAGAGUAAAGCUUCUGUACAAGCUGCUCUCUUCGGUCAUCUCGAUCUCGAACAGUACAAUGAUGUGAUUCUGGGCUCUGAUGCCAUGGAACAAAAUGGACCCAACAAUGGGCAGGAUGCAAAGCCACCGGCAUCAUCUGCAGCUGCUGGCGCAAACAAGAGCCCAAAGAAGAGGCGUAAAGUUAAUCAUGUACGACCUUGCGCGAGGUGCACAAAGCGUGGAAUUGGGCAUCUUUGUCAUGAUGAGCCCCGCGAACCGGAGUCGACCACGAAGAAAGCAGCGGCGAAGAGUCAGCAGCAUCACCACAACAACAACGCUACAGCAGGAACAGCGGAAGAGUUGGGAGGGACACCGCCAGAUCUUAAGCUCCAAAAUCCCCUAGACGAUAGUCUAAAUAACUCGUUUGUUACCGCGGAACAACAGCAACAACAACAACAACUACAACAAGGUCAAGAUCAAGUUCAAGAAAACGAACUGAGUCUUGGAGCACCAGCAAUAUCCCGCGGUGUCCCUCUUCAGCUAGUCCAGCCUACACCGGUUUCUGGAAUACAAGCGAAUGCUUUGAAUAGUAGCAGCAACAAUCAAUUUCUUGGGUAUCCAAAUGACUGGCUUGGGUCGCAAAACCAAUUUUCAGAUAUGCAUAACUACCAUCCAUCGUACAUGUUCAACGCACCGGAAGUCACCAACGAGUACAAUCUUUUGAACGAUUUCCUCAAUAAUAGUCUUCUAGACGACGGAGCUCUAGGUACAGAAGACACUUCGAAUUUUUAUACUGAUCAAGCUGGUUCAAUGUUAUCAGGAGGCAAUUCCAACACGCUCACAUCAGGAGCGCAACAAGCUUCAGGCAGUGGUCCACCAGCAGGUUUAAAUCCAGCGGGAAGCUCGAUUUCGAGACCAGCGAGCGUCAUACCAAUUGAUAAAGCCCGCGAGUACUACCUUCAAGCGGCCGAUCCCACUGGUAACGAUGUCCCCGAAGUUAGAAUGCAACUAUUAUUGAGGGCAAAGUACGACGCCGGAAUGUUGAAGCCCUUCAAUUACGUGAAGGGGUAUGCGAGACUUUCGGCUUACAUGGAUGGUCAUAUGCAACCGGCUUCGAAGCAAAAAAUACUCCGGCAGCUGGAUCGUUUCAGACCGAAGUUCAGGGAGAAGGUGCAAGCUUUGACGGAUAUCGAACUCAUCUACGUGGAGAUGUGGUUUGAAAGGAGUUUGAUGGAAUAUGAUCGGGUUUUUGCGAGUAUGGCGAUUCCCGCUUGUUGUUGGAGAAGAACGGGAGAGAUUUUUAGGGGGAACAAGGAGAUGGCUGAGUUGAUACAUGUUCCUGUUGAGAAAUUACGGGAUGGUAAAAUAGCGCUCCACGAAAUCUUAACGGAAGAAUCCCUCGUUAAGUAUUGGGAGAAGUUUGGAGCGAUAGCUUUUGAAGUGGGUCAGAAAGCACUUUUGACGAGUUGUUCUUUGAAGAAUCCGGAUGAUAAGAAAGAGGGACGAAGAAAAAAGAAGAAAAGAGAAGACGAAAACGAAAAUUGUGAAGGGGGUACCAUGGCGGAAGAUACUACACGGGCUGGUGUUGCACGACAGCUACACGGUCAAGCUUUGAGGGGUGAAGGUGAGAGGUUGAAUGGAAUGAGACAUGCGGAUGCGCAUGGGAAUGGAGAUGGGGCAAAUGCUAUCAAUGUGAAGGAUAAGAGGUUGAGGGGUUUACUUGGUGAGUUUGAUGUUUUGGUUUUUUAUUUCUCCAGAUUUCAGGUGCGAGAGUAUCUUUGGAAACGGUGCAAGUUUCCUUCCUUUCUCUCUGCAUUCAGUUCUAAUGAACUUCUCUUCCGAUAUGCAGUAUUCACGCAUACACUCGAAAAUGAUCUCAAUUGUCUAGAUGCAAGUUUCAGCCGGGAUGUUUUCAACUUUGCUUUUACAACGAUUGAUGGAAAUGGAACGUUCAAAGAGCUCAAAAAUAAUAUCGCGACAUUUCCGACGAAACUAAGUGCGAGUGCCAGGAAUAAAGCACAGGAAUUGGAUGAAAAGGCGGCGAAUAUUUGGAAUCUUGGGUCGAGGUUAAAGAGGAGUCUUCCUGGGGAGAAUGAUGAGGAGGGAGGUGAUGAGGCCGCGAUAUAUUAUAAGGCUUGGGAGAAGAGGAAUGAGCUUAGGAGUGUGUUGGUCAUGGUUAGGAUGUUUGCUUUUCUGGUUCUGGAUUGUGCCAAUGAGUGUGGAAAUGCUGGGGGAUAUCUACACUUGGGUUCCGGUAAGGAUAAGGAUAAUGAGAAAGGGGAGAAGGCGAGGGGAAAUAUGUUGAGAUUGAUGAAGGUGGGAAUUAAGACUGUACGAGAUUGCUUCAACGAAGAGAAGAUCGACUACGCCGUCAAGGUAUUAGAGAAACUUGCGGGGUAUAGUGAAGGGCUUCUUCACACAUAUGAAACAUCUGGCACACCGGAAGAAAAAGCAACCUGUGCGAGAUUUACUGCUGAGUACUUCGUUCUUAGGACCAUAUUAGCAUGGAGACAAGAUGAUAUGCAACUCGCUGAACACAUGUUUAAUAAAACCGUUUCUUCUAAACAUUUCUUCGAUCAUGACACUACGGAAAGCCUCUCGGAUACCUUAUAUGAUAUGGGGAGGGCACUACUCAUGAAGAAACAGCAUACACUCGCAGUAAAAUGGCUAGAACGUGCCUACGAUGUCCUCAGUAGCGAUGAGUUGGACAAACUGAGCGCGGAUGCUACGGAGCUACGGAUAUCUAUCAUCGAAACGCUCAUCAAGGCACUUUUAGAAACGAAAACUGCAGAGUCAAUACAACGGGCACAAGACUUGGUCGAUCUUCUUGAGAGUGAACUUGGAGAUAAAUUGAUUGUUCUUCUAUUGAAAUUGGAACUUCUGACAGAGAUUUCAAACGAAACUUUCGAUGGUUCGGCAUACAGCGCUAUUUUGAACAAGAUGACCAGGACAUUGGUCAUGAAUCCAAGGAACUUACGAUUAUUUAUGUUCCAUGUUAGGAAACUCCAUGACAAAGCACCAAGUUUGGCAUGCGGGGUACUGGAUGAGAUGAUCAGAUUACGUGUCAAGGAAUUAGCAGUUAUGAAAGAGUGGCUCGAGAAGGCUAUUCUCACAAGGAUCUGGAUGACUGUUAGUGGCAGAGAUACUGAAGAGUUGUUUAUUGCCGUUGAAGGAUUUCUUACAGUGAUUGCGGAGAAUGUUGAAAAUUCUAUCAGUGUAGAGCCGACCAUGGCUGCUCAUACGUUAAUUUGGAAAAAGAUAGAGGCAACUUAUGGUCUGCAACAGUAUGAAGCGGCUGAGAAAUGGUGUCGUCUCGCUAUGCAUAAGUUGUUUGAGAAGCCUGGAGAGGCAAAUAUGGCUAAGAUAUCACGAAAACUUCUUCUAUGUGCCCUCGGUCGAGGAGACAUCAAUUCUGCCCACGAAGUUUUCGGGUCAAUGUCUGAUAUGGCAAAAGAAGAGCCGCUGACACGAUUUCUCAUGUACAAAAUCGCAAUUAGGAGCCAAGAAGUUGAAUUAGCUGCAGAAUGUCUCGAAAAGAUCGCCUCAUGCUCCGAAGAUUCAACGUUACUAUUCGCGUGUGUUCUUGAUGCUAAGAAAGCUGGCAAUAAGAAUAAUGUCUUGGAGGCUCUUUGGUUGGUCCUAGACAAGUAUGAGUAUGGUACACAGGAGAAUUUGCAUCUUCCAUCGAUUAUUAGGACGAUCAUAAUUCUGCUUAUAAGUGUCAUUGAGAGCGAAGAAUCUCCGGCUACUGAUCACAAAGAGGGCAUAGGGAGGUUGUGUAAACUUUUCGAAGGAGCAUUAAAUGCUGCACAAAAAUCUCCCAAUCGCGAAAUUUGGACCAUCCUCGAACUAGAAUGGUUUUCCCGAAACUCCUACAAUCUAUCUCUCAAGAAUCUCUCGAUUUGGGAGCCUCAACAAACUCUCCGAAUGCUCGCCUGCUGCAUCGGUUUCAUCGAUCAUUAUCCUCAAGAUAUUGGCGAAGAUGCACACGACGACGUCACGCUCCGGAAAAUGUUCUGCAACUUCUGUGCUGCGACAAUAUUCGUUUCGAUUGCAAGAGCCGAACAGAAUACAGAAGAGCAAUUGCAAUUUUAUCUUAAUUUGAGAAAACAUGUCACUAGUUUCAAUCAUUUGUUACAAGAGAAACUGGAGAAGCUAGAAAAGGAUAUUACCGAUGAUCUAUUGCAGAAAUUGUCGGUUCUUCUGGCAUUUGAUUUUGAGGCUGCUUGUAGACUCAAGGACUGGGAUAGUCUAGGGGAGAUUAUUUUGAAGGCGGGUGUGUGCAAGAGUAUGAAGGUUUAUGAGUUGAUGGCAGAUUGUAUUUUGAGCUGUGAGACUCCUAUGCAAGUCCUAGUCAUGACCCUGAAGAAAAUCGUCAAUCGAACUUGGGAAAUGGAAGAGUUUGAUAUGAUCAAAUUGUCUAAAUAUAUGCGUUGUUUAUUUCAGGCAGCGUUGGGAAAUGAUGAUAUGAUUGCUGAAGAACUGGUUGAUCAAGUCUGUAUACUUGCUGCUGAUGCUGCUGAGACCGAAAUCCCCUACCCAACACAAGAACUCGACUGGCUAGCAACGAAAUCUUUCAAUCACUCAAUAGAUCUCUACAGUGCAGAUCAAGAUGUAGCGUGUAAGCGAUGGGCGGAAAAAUCAAUCGGUAUUGCGGGGUAUUGUAAGGAUGGAGGAAGCCUGGGGAGGCUUUUGAGGGAGAGGUUUGGGGGUUGA